Messenger RNA from Drosophila sechellia, 961 nucleotides. RefSeq lists its product as uncharacterized. The transcript has 2 exons. Lineage: Eukaryota; Metazoa; Arthropoda; Insecta; Diptera; Drosophilidae. The record is from RefSeq and is a predicted model, not a curated record. Bases 155 to 727 code for a protein of 190 amino acids.
UUCUGUCAAAUGGGCUAAAGGCGAGUUGGCUAGCUCAAAAUUUUUCGUUCGUUUCGUCGCUCUCGAAAAUCGAAAAUCAGAGGGGGGACAAGCUAUGUCAGAAGGGUCAGUUGAAGAGUAUCCGAUUUAAAGGCACUGAAACUGAAAACUAGAGAUGCUGGUCAUGGACGCGUUGUUUAACAGCCUGUUGGUGGUCAGUUCCGGCUAUGCGAUGUACACCCUUCACCCAAUUGAAACGCCCUAUGGCUAUGCAACAGCGGCCUUGAGCCUGGUCCACGGAAUUUUGGGGAUGGUGCGGGCGGCGAGCAACGACGAUGACGAGUGCAAUCGGGUGCGACUGAUUACGUCGGGCAUCAUGGAGAUAGUGCCGCUGCCCCUGACCAAUAUCGAGCUCUAUCUGAAGUCCACCAAUCCGGGCCUGGCGUUGGCCCACUCCUGUUUUGUGGUGCCAUUAUUCUACGAUAUGUUGGCCAAGGUGCGUGACACCGAGGACACCUCCACGGAGACCCUGAAGGAACUCACACUGGUGGGCAACGUUGUGUCCCUGCUCUUUCUGGGCGUCAACGAGUCCAGCAAUGUGUACGGCGCCAUGGCUGCCAUCGCUUUUGGAGCUCGCUACGCUUCCGCUUUCCUCGACUACUACUGGAAGGGACUAGGUGCCGAGUUCACCCUGCUGGCCCACUCCAUGUUUGUCCUACUGAUGACCAUGACCCUUUCGGCGAAAUGAAGACCACUAGACCUCCCAGAAGAUAACCUAUCCGCAUCCAAGGCCAGCGGUUAGCGCCAGCACUCGACCUCCAUCAUCCAAAGAUCCAGAGAGAUCCAGCUGGGGAUAACAUUUUAGCUUCAAUUUACAACGUCAGCGGCGAGCCCCAAAUGAGCCAAAUGAGCUGAUCCCCAUUCAAAACCAAAAAAAAAAUAAAUAAAUAAAAGGAACUGAAUAAAAGGCUUGAGUUAAGAU